UGCCGAGACAAUCGCUCGACGAAACGCUGUCAGCGUUGGGCUGUCAGAUGCACAGGAGGGUGGAUGCUCGUCUACAACAGUUCUGAGGUGUCUACUACUGCAAGAUUAAAAGCGGCAGACAGGGGCACCCGGAAGGCACAAAAGUGAAGAACAAAAGAUGAACCGUUUCAGGACUUCAAAAUUUAAAAACACCACCCCGAAGAUCCCCAAAAAAGAUGGCUGGAUCGGCGACAUCAGGGCCGGCUCCUUCACCUCACUGGGGAACCACAUAAAAUCCAGCUGCAGGCUUGUGGCCUUCAACACCGAGCAGGCCGGUGGUGGAAUUCUGGGCCUGGCUUCACUGGAUGCAGGAUCUGAUGGCAAGUGGACGGUGUCUCACAUCCCCUGUCAUGCUGACCAGGUGACUGAUUUUGACUUCUCCCCGUUUGAUGACAGCGUUCUGGCCACCUGCUCUGCUGAUGAGACGGUGAAGCUGUGGCGUCUGCUGGAGCCCAGUGAGGAGCAGCCCAGCUCCGCGGAGGUGACCCUGUCCCCGGGGGAGGGGCGCCUGGAGACCGUGGUCUUCCACCCCACCUCCUCCGGCCUCCUGGCCCUGGGCUCCUCCCUGAGGGCUCAGGUGUGGGACAGCAGCCGGGACACCCCGCUGGCAGCUCUGGAGCAACACCCCGAUCAGCUGCAGGGCCUCACCUGGAAGCAGGAUGGCUCCCUAUUGGCCACCACCUGCAAGGACAAAAAGCUGAGAGUGUUCGACCCCAGGGCCCAGCUGACACCUGUCCAGAGUGCACCGGGUCAUCAGAACAACAAGGACUCGCGCAUACUGUGGAUAAAGGACUCGGACCACUUCCUGACCACUGGCUUCAAUCAGGUACGGGAGAGAGAGGGCCGGCUGUGGGACAGCAGGAAGCUGGGCUCCUCUCUGGCCUCAGUGUCGCUGGGCACCGCCACUGGCACCUUGAUCCCUCUGUUUGACCCUGAUUCUGGUCUCCUGGUGGUGGCAGGAAAGGGCGACAGUGUGAUUGACUGCUUCGAGCUGAGUGACUCAGAACCCUUCUUCUCUCAAGUGAGUCACUGUCUGACAGAAACCCCCUCUCGUGGCGUUGCCAUGGUGCCCAAGCUGGCGCUGGAUGUCGGGUCCUGUGAGGUUCUGCGGGUGCUGCAGCUCACUGACAGCUUCAUUGUGCCCAUCAGCUACCAAGUGCCCCGCAAGGCAGGGCAGGACUUCCACGCAGACCUGUACCCAGACACUGUGGGCCAGACGCCCGCCAUGUCUGCGGAGGAGUGGUGGCAAGGAGAGAACCGCCAGGUGCAGAGGGUCAGCCUCCACCCAGACAAGCGGCCAAAGCCUAGCCCUGCAGCAGCCAGUAAAGAGCCAGCUAAGAGCAAACUGUCAAGUGGGAGGAGCAAAGAGGAGGCGCCUGUCGGUUGCUCCUCCUCCAGCAGCCCUAUGACCACGCCCAGCAGCAGUGUUGCCCCCUCCCGCUCCCCCUCCUCCACCAGCGGCCUGUCGUCCGGCUUCCUGCCCAGCCCCAGCCAGAGCAGCAAGGCCAUACAGAGCAUGCUGGGACCCAGCUCUAAGUUCCGGCACAUCCAGGGUAGCGUCCUGCACCGCGACACCCACUUCACCAACCUGCGGGGCCUGAACCUGACCACGCCCGGCGAGAGCGACGGCUUCUGUGCCAACAGCCAGCGCGUGGCGGUGCCCCUCGCCAUCGCCGGGGGCCAGAUCGCCGUGUUUGAGCUGUCGCAGCCUGGUAAGCUGCCCGACACGGCGCUGCCCACCAUCCAAAACGGCGUUAACGUCGCCGAUCUCUGCUGGGACCCCUUCGACACCCACCGACUGGCAGUGGCGGGGGAUGAUGCUAAGAUCCGGGUGUGGCAGGUGCCAAAGGGAGGCCUGGUGGAGACUCUGACGGAGCCAGAGUGCGUUCUGCAAGGGCACACAGAGAAGAUCUACUCCAUCCGCUUCCACCCGCUGGCGGCCGGCCUCCUGGCCUCCUCCUCCUACGACCUGUCCCUGCGUCUGUGGGACCUGGAGGCCGGGGAGGAGGUGAAGCUCCUGCAGGGACACCAGGACCAGAUAUUUGGGAUGGCGUGGAGUCCGGACGGCCAGUUUCUGGCCACUGUGUGCAAAGAUGGGAAAGUGCGCAUCUAUGACCCGCGCAAGUCUGCCGAGCCUGUACAGGAGGGCCCUGGCCCCGAGGGCCACAGGGGGGCGCGGAUCGUGUGGGUGUGCGGGGGGGAGUACCUGCUCGUGUCCGGGUUCGACAGCCGCAGUGAGAGACAGCUGUACCUGUACUCCUCCCAGUCCCUGUCCUCCGGUACCGUGGCAACCGCCUCCACCGACGUCUCGCCCUCCACCCUCAUCCCGUUCUACGACCCGGACACCAGCGUGCUCAUCCUCACGGGAAAGGGUGAUACCCGUGUCUACAUCUUUGAGAUUGAGCCAGAGGCUCCCUACUUCCUGGAGUGCAGUUGCUUCAGUUCCCCUGAUCCACACAAGGGCCUGUCCUUCCUGCCAAAGACGGAGUGCAACGUGCCCGAUGUGGAGAUCGCCCGAGCUCUGCGGCUCACCAAGACCACCAUCGAACCCGUCGCCUUCAGGGUGCCCCGCGUCAAGAAAGAGUUCUUCCAGGACGACGUGUUCCCCAACACCGCCGUGUGGUGGGAGUCCGCUAUGACGGCCUCGGCCUGGCUCUCCGGCUCCAACGGACAGCACCGCAAGAUCAGCCUCCGGCCCAAAGACAUGGCCCCCGUGAGCGAGGCUCCCAAAGAGGCCCCUGUGAGGAAGUACAUGCCCUCAUCGUACUAUCUGGAGGAGAAGACCGAUGAGCAGAAGAAGGACGAGUUGCUGAGUGCCAUGGUGGCAAAGCUGGGAAACCGGGAGGACCCACUGCCACAGGAAUCCUUCCAGGGAGUGGAUGAGGAUGAGUGGGAUGAUUAGGGUACCCUGUUUACCUCAUGGACCAGUCAGGGUGCCAACAGCAGCCCCCCCGGAGAAAGGAGUGGGGGGGGGGCUGGUCUGGAGAACACGCCAUUCCUGUGUGCCGAAAAACCAAGACAUGCCACCACACACCUCGAAACGUCCACGCUUUACACUCCCCACACUGCCCGACCUUCACAACCAGAGCUUCCUUUCACCUCAUAGCCACGAUCCGCACUCCACACUGAGCAAAAUCAGAGCAAACUGGACAUCCCUGUGGCACCUUAACGUCCCCACGACGCACAAUCGCACGAAAUGUCUUCAUAACUGGAUAACUUAAAAAGAAAGAAGGGUCGCACACUCUGUUUACUCCAACGCAGAUCUUCAUCGCCAACGUUUCGGCAGCAAGCUGCCUUCGUCAGGGCCUUUACCUGCGUGUCCUUCUGGUCUGCACCUCGCUAAAACAAGGUGUGCGUUUUCUUUUUCACUUUUUAUAACUGGAUAAGUCCGAACAACCUGAGGGAAACGGACAUUUCAAACACGCACAGCAAAGAGCACACGCGGACAGCCGAGAAACAGGGUUAGGCCCGGAGAAGUGCUGCUUUUUAUUCUGUAGCCAGGCUCGACUGUGCCAUGAAAAAUCCGAAUUAACUGGAAUCAAUUCACUCUCUGUUGUGACCGAAUUAGAUUUUUUUUUUAUAUGAAAAGGUACAGUUCCUCCUUAAAAGGAAAGAACUCCUCCUAAAAAUGCAAAUGUGUGAGAUCACUUCCUGAUCUGAGCCCCCCCACCCCCUACCAACAGUUGCAUCAAGCACCACCAAUCCACACAUCAACAUGCAGCGUUCAGAUGUGCUGUCACUCAACAUGACUCAUUUACAUUCUUCACGUUAAUACUGCCUAUACUGCUCAGUGACAUCAUAGAGGGGCGUGGCCCCCUGACUCUGGAAUAUUUCCUUUCAAAAACGUAGCUUUCACGCUGGUUUAAAGUUCUUACAUGGAACUUAGGGUUCAGGAUCAAAUGACAUUUCUUAGGCAAAGGCAAGUUAAGUAUAUUUUCACCAAGGUCAAUAAGGGCAGUAGACUGUAUUUACAAAAAGAAGUGAUGUUCUGAUUGAACAUAUAGACAGUUUACUCAGCAAUACCAGACAAUUGACCUAGUCUCUGAUUUAUCUGGGCUCAGGCAGGUGUUCUUUAAAGAUGGUAGGAGUGGUUUGGCUGUCUGUGGGGAUCAGGGUUGGGGACUCACUUCCAUACGGAUAAUUGUAUUUGUCAGAGUGAUAUCUGGUUAAUGUGUCUGUUGCAGUGUCUCACGCUGUGGUGGUUUUAAUAUUGAUAUUAUGUGUUGGCUCUUAAUCCGCUCUUUCUCUCUGGGAGUCUCGUAAAAGGGCAUUUUUAUCUUUCAGAAAUCUUCCAGGUUUAACACGGUGACAAAUGCACGGUCCUUUUUAUAUAAACGUUUAACUGGAAUCUCUGUUCUUUGUAACAGUCAGUGACCGCUGGAGACAUUUGAGGGACACAUUCUUUGACUUUUUUAAAAAUUGAUAUAGAUAACAUUCCUUUUCAUUUUCUUUAAGCGACACAGUGUUACUAACUAUUUGGUGCAAUCAAUUAAAUCCAGAAUUUGUUUUUCAUCAGGGCUAUAAAACAGGGCAAUACUUGGAAGAUGUAUUUUGAACUAAUCAUGUUUACAAAAAAAGAGAAGAAGACUGGAAUUAAUGUACAGUGUGUGGCAUGGUACGUACAGUAUAUUUUACAGCAAUUAUAGAUUGAACACACACACACACACUCACACACACACACACACACACACCUGUGACAAUUUGUGGGAAGUGUUAGUCUUUAAUGUGUCUGUCUCACACGUGCCUACAACACCUCCUCCAUUCUCACAAAUGUAUCAUGUAUUCUACCUGGGAAAACUAAUGUAUGCUCCAUUUUAAAAAAGCUUUUAUACUUGGAAUGAUGUUUUUUUUUCCUCUUUGUCAGUCUUUCGUAAAGUGGGAAUGUUGCCUUUCAAUAAAUACCUUUUUUCAAAACAACAA
Messenger RNA from Anguilla rostrata (American eel), 4959 nucleotides. Its product is annotated as mitochondrial import inner membrane translocase subunit tim16-B-like. Gene Ontology annotation, molecular function: actin filament binding. Gene Ontology annotation, cellular component: TIM23 mitochondrial import inner membrane translocase complex. NCBI's taxonomy places the organism in Eukaryota, Metazoa, Chordata, Actinopteri, Anguilliformes, Anguillidae. The record is from RefSeq and is a predicted model, not a curated record. The transcript is spliced from 28 exons. The coding region runs from base 158 to 2941 and encodes 927 amino acids. Gene Ontology annotation, biological process: actin filament organization; protein import into mitochondrial matrix.